CCAAGAUGGCGACCGAAGCAGACGCACACUUUAGUAGCUGAGCAGCUCUUCGGAUUUCUAUCCCUUAUUUCCAAGAUUCAACUUAAUACGAUGCACUAAAAAACCUACAAAUAUUGUGUAAACACUCUCAGAACCUACCGAAUACUGGUCUUUUYUUUAAUAUUGACUUAACAGCCUUUUCUGCCUAUUGGAUCACGCAGCUAAUAUUGCUAAGCUAACGGCUACAUCGUGAACAGUGUGUGGAACCUSUGUCUCUGCCAACAUGAAGCCAAAUGACCAAGGAAAGAAACGCAAAGAGAAAGAACCUUUGGUCAACAUAAAAGUUAUGUCUUUUGGAGCACCAGAUAUUCCUAAAACAACAGCAACAAACCUAUCAGAAAAUACCGCAUSUACUGUUGCUACAUCAGCUAACGUGAUGGAUCGUGAUUACGCAGCAUCUGAAGCUUGCGCCGCUGAUAAUCAAGAUGAUGAUCUUAAAUCCCUGCCGUUAUCUACUCCUGAUACACCGGUCAAGCCAAAAGAAAAAAAGAAAAAGGCUGAUAUAU
Austrofundulus limnaeus is the source of this 545-nucleotide messenger RNA. RefSeq lists its product as uncharacterized. NCBI's taxonomy places the organism in Eukaryota, Metazoa, Chordata, Actinopteri, Cyprinodontiformes, Rivulidae. The record is from RefSeq and is a predicted model, not a curated record.